AAAGCGUUCGACAAAAAGAUCUGUGAAGACCGGGGAGCAUAUUGCCCUAGCUGCUGCCAUUAACAAGCUAGGGUUCGAAGUAAUGCCUUGUUCUUAUUGUUUUUCUUACGGCCUCUACUGCCGUAUAAUAGAGAGUUCUUCUUGUUAUGGCGAAUACGUUUGUCGUGGGAGGUCGUACGAUAGUUCUAGGGUUCCGGUCUCGUCUUUGUCCUGUAUUAUAGACGAAUCAAAGCGCCUCGACCAAUUAGAACAAGAUGCUAAGGAGGCUCUCUAUGCUGACCGCGAUUCGUUAGCAAAAGCGUAGCGUCGUCUAGACAAAUCUCUAGCUCGUUUAGACCGUAUUUGUCGUCAAAAGCGAUCGUUGUUAUCUCAAGGGUCAGAGAUGGUUCGCCGGGGUCUUAUGUCUUUGGAUAAAUUAGAAGAGGUGGGACAGCAGGAAUCGGGGGCGAUUCUAGGUAUAUAGCUCAAUGGUAGCGUUAACGUUGUUGACUAGGGCGCCGUUUUUGAUUCUGUCCCGGUUUUGCCUUUGGUCGAUCUAGGUUCUGCCGGUAGAACUGUUCUAGUUUCUCAGGGCAGUUCAAAUUCUUAAUUAGUUCCUAUAAGUUGUCUUCUGGUCCGAAAUUAAGCCAUUUGACCAGGU
This is a messenger RNA of Thermothelomyces thermophilus ATCC 42464, 640 nucleotides long. RefSeq lists its product as uncharacterized. The record is from RefSeq and is a predicted model, not a curated record. NCBI's taxonomy places the organism in Eukaryota, Fungi, Ascomycota, Sordariomycetes, Sordariales, Chaetomiaceae. Bases 83 to 304 code for a protein of 73 amino acids. The transcript is spliced from 2 exons.